CAUCCAUCCCUCCACAAUGACAGUUCCCAAAGACGAGGUGUCGCGCCUGGCGCUGACUUCGAUUCUCGGGAGUCUCCCCAAGGCGGAGCUCGACUCGAUUCUGUCCUCCCCGCCCUUCCUGCCGCAGUCCCACCUGCUGAACGCGCGCGACAUCGGCCUCGUCCCGGACUCGGCCGUGCGCCCAGGGCUCGUCUACCGCUCAGCGCAGGUCAGCACCGAAGCGCCAGCCGUCGCCUGGAUCAAGGAGCACGUCGCGGCCAUUGUCGACCUGCGCGCCGAGCGCGAGCGCAAGAAUAACCCCGACCCCGAGGUGCCUGGCGUGCGCGCAAUCUGGGAGCCGACCGAGACGAUCCGGCACGGCCUCAACCCGUCCGACUUUGUCGAGGGCGACGGCAGCUCGGCGUGGGGCGGGCGAUACGUCGACAUGCUGUCCGAGUUCCGGCCCACGCUGCGCGUCGUGCUCGAGCAUGUGCGGGAUAAGCCUGGCCAGGGGAUCCUCGUGCACUGUACUGCCGGCCGCGACCGUACCGGCGUCACCAUCGGCCUGCUGCACCAUCUUGCGGGCACGCCGCCGGCAGCAAUCCUGUACGACUACAUGCUCACGCGGCUCGGCAUCGAGCCCGGGCGCGGGGUGAUGAACGGCGCGCUCAAGGCUGCCGCGGGCAUCGAGAACGGCAAGGGCGAAGAGCUCGACUAUGUUGAGGCGCUCGCCGAGGCGGCCAAGAAGCCCGGGUUCUUGAACAUGGCCGAGCUGCGCCCUACCUUCUGGACCUUCCUCGAGAACGGCGUCGUCGAGCGGUUCGGCUCCUGGGAGCGGUACGUCCGCCUGCCGUACCCUGACGGCGGGCUGGGCUUCUCGGACGCCGACGUGGAGGCGAUCAAGCGGAACCUGCGCAGGCCGCAGUCUGUGCUGUAGCGCGGGGUGGUGGUGUAGAGAUAGAAGGGCGGUAUGGAAU
Vanrija pseudolonga is the source of this 956-nucleotide messenger RNA. It is a transcript of the gene iphP, whose product is annotated as Tyrosine-protein phosphatase. Bases 17 to 916 code for a protein of 299 amino acids. The record is from RefSeq and is a predicted model, not a curated record. Gene Ontology annotation, biological process: dephosphorylation. The transcript is spliced from 2 exons. NCBI's taxonomy places the organism in Eukaryota, Fungi, Basidiomycota, Tremellomycetes, Trichosporonales, Trichosporonaceae. Gene Ontology annotation, molecular function: phosphoprotein phosphatase activity.